AUGAAAUUUAUUCCAGUGAAAGAACGUGAAAAUUCGUAUAAUCUUAGCGGGAGUACUCUCAUUCUGCCUGCUAUUUCCAUUGGGAACGUUCCUCAACUUACAGUUGAUCUUUUAAUUACUACUUUAAAUUUGCAACGAAUUGGUUUUCUGGAAGAUGAAAAUGUUAUUCCGGUGGUUGUUCACCAAUCUGAUGAUAAUAAAUGGACGGUUAUCCAACAAAGAGCUCCAGUAAUCAAGAAAAGAUGGCGAAUUUUCGCUGAAAAUUUAUUAGCUUUUAUAAAGCAAUCCCAAUUUUCAAAAGUAGUUUUAUUAUCAAGUGCUGAUGCUACUAGGAGAACGGAUAUUCAACUUACAGGCCUACCACUUCGAAUUCUUACUACCCCAUCAUUGCCAAAUGAUCUCUUUGAGCGAGCAACAACUCUUGGUUUAAAAACUUUGGAAAAAACUUCAAAUAAUGACUAUGAUUUAAAACAAGACGAUUUGCCAAAGAUUCCUGGUAGUGGUGUAUCUAGAUUCCUAUUUCACAAAAGUCAACAAGAAAAAAUACCAUUGAUCAUGAUUAUAUUUUUUGCGAUAGAAGGAGGUAAUAACGAGUUUAUUUAUUAUAUUUAA
This is a messenger RNA of Racocetra fulgida, 612 nucleotides long. Lineage: Eukaryota; Fungi; Glomeromycota; Glomeromycetes; Diversisporales; Gigasporaceae. The record is from the annotation of a GenBank genome assembly.